Molecule: messenger RNA, 656 nt
Organism: Myotis brandtii (Brandt's bat)
Lineage: Eukaryota; Metazoa; Chordata; Mammalia; Chiroptera; Vespertilionidae
Gene: CTXN2
Product: cortexin 2
Exons: 3
Coding region: 290-535 (81 amino acids)
Source: RefSeq, a predicted model, not a curated record
GGUUGGGUUUGCGUAGUGGAGAAAACGGGGAGCAGGGGAAAAUAACCCCAAAUGCCGCAUGCAGUCCCCAGUUAAAGCUUUCACUCGCGUCUUUCCCGUAUUGGAGGAGAAGAAAGACGUUCCCAGGACAUGCCUCUUACAUUACUACUGAACUGAUCCGCGACCACAGACAAACCUGCCAGCACUUAAGUCUACUCGCUGGAUUUCAUCUCCAUGGCAACAAGCAUGGAAGGCCAAGAGGUGACUCCAGCUGGAAUUCUCAAGAGCCACAAGGAUGUGACAGUGAAUAAUGAGUAGUUCCUACUGUGGCAACUCUUCAGCUAAGAUGAGUGUCAACGAAGUAUCAGCUUUCUCAUUGACUUUGGAGCAAAAAACUGGCUUUGCUUUUGUUGGGAUUUUGUGUAUUUUCUUGGGACUUCUUAUUAUCAGAUGCUUCAAAAUCCUGUUAGACCCGUAUAGUAGCAUGCCUUCCUCUACAUGGGAAGAUGAAGUUGAAGAGUUUGAUAAAGGGACAUUUGAAUAUGCACUUGCAUGACAGUUCCAGCUUUGUGGUUUUUAGUGUUGUGCUCUUGGGACUCGUGGUGAAUACAAUUGUAAUUACCUUGAGUGUGCUGCUGGAGAGAGGCUCAUUUCAGUCACUAAAUUCAAUAAACAUG